This is a messenger RNA of Cryptomeria japonica (Japanese cedar), 8159 nucleotides long. Its product is annotated as pentatricopeptide repeat-containing protein At3g26782, mitochondrial. Gene Ontology annotation, molecular function: protein binding; RNA binding; zinc ion binding. Gene Ontology annotation, cellular component: intracellular membrane-bounded organelle. The coding region runs from base 517 to 3144 and encodes 875 amino acids. The record is from RefSeq and is a predicted model, not a curated record. Gene Ontology annotation, biological process: RNA modification. NCBI's taxonomy places the organism in Eukaryota, Viridiplantae, Streptophyta, Pinopsida, Cupressales, Cupressaceae. The transcript is spliced from 2 exons.
GCGCAAGGACAAAACAAGGAGACCAGUAAAAAACUUGACGAAAAAUCUAACGGCUCUUGGUGUUUGAAUCGUCUUGUAGCCCUCCUCGUUAAUUACAUGUCGUAGAUCAUGAAAAUCAGCUCGUCCAUUUCAAUUAAGGAGACGCCUUCGGCGUAACAAAGAAAUAAAAAAUCCCAAAAGAAGUAAAAAGGGCGUGCCUAUACAUUUUCCCCCAUUAGAAGCCUACAACCUUCAAGUCUCCGUGAUUGUCUCUGUAUGUAAAACACAGGACAUACAAUUAUCAAUUUUGAAGUUGUGUGUGUAAUUUGGUUCUCCUUGGUUUCCUUCCAAGGGAAACUUCAUUUGAAUUUGGUUAAUGGCUUGGAAACAGGCCUUGUGCCAGGAUUUUGAAAAUUGAUUUGAUAUCAGAGCUAUCUAUGCUACCUAAUUCACGGAAACAAAAGAAAGGGAAUGGCGAUGAGCAGCAGAUAAUGCUGUUUUAUCGCAUCCCGAUGAAUACCAUUCCACACUCAUACAAUGUCAACCAUAGCUCAUCUCAAUCAAAACAUCAAAACACUGUGUAUUCAAGGUCACUUGAAGGAGGCUAUGCAUAUCCUUCUUACAGCGCACGACCUUCCUGUACACUCUUCUACAUAUAUUCAUCUGUUGCAGGCAUGCAUUGAAAAUAAAGCCCUUUCAGAAGGUAAGAAAGUUCAUAUUCACAUCAAUGACAGAGUUACAUUUGCCACCCACAGUUUUUUACAAAAUAAACUCAUCAACAUGUAUGACAAAUGUGGAAGCUUGGUGGACGCCCGCAGUGUUUUCGACAACAUGACUGAACCAAAUGUCUUCUCAUGGAAUAUGAUCAUUUCAGCCUAUAAAAGGCACGGCCUUCCUCAUCAGGCGUUCAGACUAUUUUACCAAAUGCAACGAACAGCUGUAAAACCCGAUCACUUCACCUUAUCCACCGUUCUCCCUGUAUGCGGGAACGUGGCAACUCUAAAUCAUGGUUUUCAGAUCCAUGGAAAGACCAUUAGAUGUGGAUUUCAGUUUCAUGAUAUCGUGAUGAAUACCCUGAUAGCUAUGUACGCGAAAUGUGGAAGAAUUGAGAAGGCGCGCGAGUUGUUUGACAGAAUGCCUAAUGCAAACGUGGUUUCAUGGAAUGCAAUGAUUACAGGAUACGCACAAAAUGGCGUUCUUGAUGAACUUUUAAGACUUUUUGAAGAUAUACCCCAAAAGAACGUUGUUUCGUGGACUGCAGUCAUUGCUGGAUGCGCACAGAAUGGGUUUGUUGAAAAAGCGCUGGAGUUUUUUAAACAAAUGCAAUUGGCAGGUAUAGAAGCAGACUCGUCAACCUUUGCCAGCAUCCUCCCAGCGUGUGCCAAGAUGGGAGCUUUGGAACGGGGCAUGGAAAUUCAUCAAAAAAUAAUCGAGAGGCGGUUUUUGCCACACGUAGUAGUUACGACUGCUAUCAUAGACAUGUAUACAAAAUGUGGAAGCAUAGAGAAGGCCCACAAAUUGUUCGACGAAAUGCCUCAACGAAAUGUAGUAUCAUGGACGGCUAUCAUUACUGGGUAUGCGCAAAAUGGGCCUGUUCAUAAAGCCUUGGAGCUUUUCAACCAAAUGCAAUUGGCAGGUGAAAAGGUAAACACGUCCACCUUUGUCAGUAUCCUCCCAGCUUGUGCCAAAAUGGGAGCUUUGGAACAUGGUAUGAAUGUCCAUGGGAAGAUAAUUGAAAGUGGGCUUUUGUCAAAUGAUGUAGUUGUGACUUCUCUGAUAAACAUGUAUGCGAAGUGUGCUAGCAUAAGUAAGGCGCGUGAAAUCUUUGACAAAAUGCCUCAGGCAAAUGUGUUCACAUGGACUGCCAUGAUUACGGGAUAUGCACAGAAUGGUUUUCUUGAUGAGGCAUUAAGUCUUUUCAAUGAAAUGCCUGACCGAAAUGCAGUCUCAUGGAAUGCAGUUAUUGCCGGAUAUGCACAAAAUGGCCAAGUUGAAAAAGCUAUGGAGAUCUUUAAGCAAAUGCAAUUGACAGAUGUAAAGCCAGACAAAUUGACAUUUGCCAGUAUCUUGCCAGCAUGUUCCAAAAUUGGAGCUUUGAAGCAAGGUAUGGAGUUCCAUCAAAAAAUAAUUGAAAUGGGGUUUUUGUCCGAUGUAGUUGCAACUUCCCUAAUAGACAUGUAUGCAAAAUGUGGCAGCAUAAAGAAGGCACGUGAACUGUUUGACAGAAUGAAAAAUCCUGAUGUGGCUUCAUGGAACGCAAUGAUUUCAGGCUAUGCAAUGCACGGCCAUAGCCAGGACGCCCUCAAACUCUUUGAACUGAUGAAGUAUUCUCAAACUAAACCCAACUAUAUAAGCUUUGUUUGUAUUUUAUUUGCAUGCAGCCAUGCAGGUCUAGUGGAUGAUAGUUGUAAAUACUUCAAUCAGAUGAUUCAUUUUUAUUGCAUCAUACCUACAAUUGACCAUUAUGUAUGCAUGGUUGAUCUUCUUGGCCGUGCUAGCUGCUUUGAGGGAGCCUUAAAUUUUAUCAUUAAAAUGCCAAUAAAACCUGAUUCAGUUGUGUGGAUGAGUUUGCUUGGUGCUUGUAGAUCACACAAGAAUUUGCAUCUAGGAGAAUUUGUGGCAACGCUCCUUUUUGAGUUGGAUUAUAUAAAUACUGCACCCUAUGUUCUUCUGUCAAACAUUUAUGCAGAAAUAGGCAGAUGGGAUGAUGUUCGAAAUGUAAGGAAAUUGAUGAAAGAUAGAGGGAUCAAAAAGAUACCUGGAUGUAGUUGGAUUGAAGUCCAUAAAACAGUUCAUGUUUUUUGUGUAGGUGACAGAUCACACCCACAAACACAAGAGAUCUAUGCAAUGUUGGAGAAAUUGUCUUCGGAGCUGAAGGAGGCAGGGUAUGCUCCAGAUACAAAACCUGUGCUGAAUGAUGUGGAGGAUGAGGAGAAGGAAUUACUUCUCUGCCACCAUAGUGAGAAGUUGGCGAUUGCAUUCGGGUUGUUACACAUGUCCGCUGGGACAACUAUUAGAGUUGUCAAGAACCUUCGAGUAUGUGGUGACUGCCACACUGCAACCAAGUUUAUCUCCAAGAUUGUUGCAAGAGAAAUUAUUGUUAGAGAUUCCAACCGUUUCCAUCAUUUCAAGCAUGGACAUUGUUCUUGUGGAGAUUAUUGGUGAUGCUAACAGUGGCAAGCUAUAAACUUACAGUUGCACUGUAACAAGAUGCAUGGUCACAUUUGCAGUGGAAGACUUUACAGUCCUGGACUGAAAAGCUGGAGGACGAGGUUGAAGAAUGGGGAACGUGGAAAGAGUGGAAUAUGUGAAGCCUUGAAGGAAAUGAAAGCUGCAUUGCUAGCAGGAAAUGUGUUGAAGGGUUAUAAUCAAUUCUUUUCUAGAAUUUGCAUAUGAUUAACAGAGCAUUCCUUCAUCCUGGUUUACACAUUCCUUUGCCAUUUUUUGUUGUCUUUUAGUCUCGAUUAAUUAUAUGGUGUUAUACCUACGUCAGUUCUGCCAUUUGCACUGAAAUCAUGUGUUUCCAGGUAGAUUUUGUUUUAUCUAUGAUCCGGAAAUGCCAUUAAGAUUUUCCCAAGAAUCAGGGUUAAUUGUCCUGAACUCAUCAAAUUUAAUUGUUGGAAUUCAUUACUGCGAGGAGUGAAAAAUCACAAGAUGGCCUCUGGGGUUUCUGAAGAACCCUUUCUAAUGUAUAUAAAUCUGACUCGCCACCUAUCACACAACACAGAUAAGUUCUCUUCAUAAAAACCAUAACUUUUGUAAAAGAUAGAUGCUUAUAACCUCUAGAAUUAUGGCUCAGAGGUCUGUGAUGAGACUUCACAUGCCAGUUUUUUAUUUAGGGAUAAUAUGUUUCUAGAAUUCGGUUGUUUUCAAAGUUUGAUAACAAUAAGCUCUUUUGAGCUAUCAAGGUUUACAUACUUUGAAAAUGAAAGAAAAUUUUAAAGGGUAAAGUUACAAGUUUUUUCAUAUUAUGAUUGAUAUUAGAAUGAUGUACACAACAAGGCCUGUAAAAUGGUAUUAAGGAGAGGAGUGAAUUGAUAGGUGACCUUCUUGAGUUUAAAUAGACCCUUUUAAGCCUAAUUGAACUAUGGCUUUUAAGGAGUGCAUGGUAUUUGUUUGAGUCUGCAGGUUUACCUGGAAGUUAUAUACUGAUACAAUUAAGCAUCAUAUAGUUAGGGUUAACCGAGUAGAAAAGGAAAGUAUUGUGGUCAUUACAGAUAUGAAACAUGUUAAACUUGGAUGAUUGUACUAAAUCUUAUGCAACAACCUAAUGGGAGACCUGGCUUACUAAGAUUGAGAGAUAAUUGCAGUAUAAAUAAUAAUACAACUUGAUUGCAUAUAACCGAAUUUACAUUAGUAAAUACUAAAUCUCAAAUGUCAAACUCUAUAUUGAAUUUGAACAUAGUUUUUUCUUGAAUUGCAUUGAGAGAAAACAUUAAUACAUUACAAACUAUCUCACGUGAUACUCCAUGAAAUUUGUCACAACACUUGAACAAAAAAAUAUCAAAGUUCUUGACUUUUGUAAUUGUUUUUGGGCGAAGUUUUGUAAUGAUGGAUACAGUUUAAGCAUUCAAAGAUUUAUACGAGUAUGUCGCUAAUUGUUUAGUUCCUGCCGUGAAACUAAAGCAUCCAUGGUGUUUUUAUACACUGAUUAAUCCAUACUCUACUUGCCAAUUACAAUUCAAUUUUUCUAAAAUUUGUUUUCUGCUUGUUAGUUCAGUGGGUUAAGCUGCAGGUUUUUAAGGCAAAAUAUAGAUGGAACAUUUUUUUCUGCUCUGUGAUUGGUGUUCCAUUUGUCUGUAGAUUGUCAGAAGCAAGUGUUGUGUUAUGAGGCAAGAGAAGGCACAAAAACUUAGUGUAUGCUGAUGACUUCCUAAUGUUUUAAUGCAUGAAAUAUCAGUUUUCAGACACAUCGUUGAAAUGUCGAUUCAGCAAAGCGGGGAGAAUGACAAACAAUGCCUAUAUCUUUUGACGGAAUGGAUUUGUUAAAAGGGCUUUGGAAACCUAUAAGCAAAUGCACUUGGCAAGCAUAAAGCCAGUCUCCACAAUCUUUGCCAGCAUUCUUCCAGCCUGUGCUAGUGCCUGGCAUGAGAGAUUUGUAACAGGCCAUUGACAUACAUCAAAGUAUAACAGAAAGUGGUUUUCUCAGAUGUUAUAGUUGCAGGUGCCUUGACAGAUAUGUAUGCAAUAUGUGGAAGCAUAGAAAAGAGUCAUGAUCUGUUUUAAAAAGUAUCCCCAAAAAAAGUGCUCUCAUGGACUCUAUGAUUACAGGAUAUGCACAAAAUGGUGUUCUUGAUGAGAUUUCAAGCCAAUCUGCCUCCGGUGUUGGUGGCAUUUUGAAUUUUCUGUCUCAGUCAAUGGUGUUUUUCUCGCUGCUUUAUUAUUUGAUUACUUCAGAGUCCAUUGGUAUGCUGGAACACAUAUUGACCAUGCUUUCUGUGUCCAAGAUGACAAGAAGUAGGUGUGCUGAGGUUCUGGACCAUGCUGUUAGGCACUGCAAAAACGGCUUCCUUUCAAGCAAUGGUGACAUGGCUUGUCUUCAGAUUCUUUCAUAUACAUUUUCUGUACAUAUCUACUUUGCUUGCUUUUACCAGUGCUCCGUUGUCUAUAUUUCUGUCUUGAGUUUCUUAACUACUGGCCAAUUUACAGAUGGAAAUUAAAGGUCACUAUCUGCAGGGCAUUUUUAUGACUAUAAUUCAUAUUUGGAUUAUGGAUUAUAGAGUGACUGUAAUUUAGUGUAUAUGCCUGGACGAAAUGCUUAUCUGAUUGGUCUUAGUAUAAUUGGGGGCAUGGCCUAUCUUUUUAUCUGCCUUGAAGGUAAGAAUAUGCUAUAUCUUUUCAUUUUAUUUUUGUUUUCUGUUCUAUGAAAUAGGAUAAGUUUCAUACAGCAACAAGAAUUCAUUUUUUUCCUUUUGAACAACUUGUGUAAGUUAAAGUGUGUAUUUGCACAAUUUUUCUACAAAGAGAGAUAUUUUCCAUUGUUAGUAUAUUUAGAUUGAGAUUUAUAUUUUGGCAGUAACAAACAGGCUAAUCAAUUGCUUAAACUAGCUCAGUCUCAGACAAACACACUUUUUUUCCAAUAGGCUUUUGUCCAAAUAUUUUUGGCAUCCACAUUAUUUAUCUACCUCAUAGUCAAGCAAAGCACAUCAGUUCAAAAACAUUGAAGGUGAUGUGUACAGGUAAUAUCUAAGUUUUCGCAUUUUUAAUAGAUAGGAAAAUAAGACAAAUUUUUGGUAGGUGUUUGUCUGGUAAAUUCUGGAGGAGCCCAGUGGCAUAUAGAACAAAUGUAUGUCUGCAAGUUGGAGUCCUUGCAGCAAGAUCAAAAUUGAAAGCAACCUUCUCAAGGCCUUAAAGAACCUAGCAAUGCCUCUGACGUGAGUUUUCAAUGCCUUAUAAAUGGCUGAAUUUCACUUUCCAUUGCAAUUCACAAUCAAAUUGUUCUUGUGUGUGUUCAAAUGGGAUGUGUUUGCCAUUCAAUUUUGUUUAAGCAGGCUUUGUACAAAAUCUGGUGUGAAGGGUUGAUCUUGUUGCCUAUUUUAAACUUUCAGGCUUAAAGUAGCCUUCACACAUGAGUCUUAUGGUCUUAUUUAAAAUUUGAGGAGUUUGAGUCAAUAUUUCCAAAUCAAAUGCCUUGUUUUAAUGAGUUUAAAGCGUGAAGUUUUCCCAUCUUUUUGAGUCAAAGCUUUCAAUGGAGUCAAAAGAUAUGUUUGGAGGGAAAACCUCUCAUUGUUUCAGCAAACCAUGUGUUAAGGGAUUAACUGUAUUUGAACAAGGCCAAGCUCCUACGUGGAAGGAAGGAAAGCCCUAGUUUGAUGAGUUACAUGUUGCUGUUCAUGGCGGCCAGGGCAGUUUGGAUCUUCAACAGAGGCUUGAGAAGCAGGUACAUGCAUGUAUCACGUGUAUACCUGUGAAGGAGGAGCUUACUCAAUGUAUUUUCAGUUUUCAAGGACAUGCACUAGUUGUUUCAGAGACUGUUCACGUAGAAUGAACUUCAAUAAUGGUGGAGAGACUGUUGCAAAUCACAGAGAUUGUUGCCAUCAAACAAUGCAAACACAGGUUUGCUCUAUCUCACUGAAGUUUUCCAUUCCUUUCAUGGAGGCAAGGUCAUUUUCUGCGUUCAUAGUAUGGGUUUUGGGCUUCUUUUUGCCCGAGCAAUGAGAAUAGGGGCUAUGCAUCUUUCUUUCAUAGUUCUAGAGCAAUGAUAGUAAUAGUAGGGUCUUGCUAACCUGAAUGAGUCAUAUUCCUAUAAAGAAAGAUCACUGUCAAGAUUAUGUUGCACACUGAAGAGAUUACAUGUAUGCUGUCCAAGCUUGGACACAGAAGCUCAAAGGAUCUCAAAUAAGACAGCCCAUACAGGACCGUUAUAGCUCCCUAAAAAGGACUAUGCAUAUCAAGGCCAACUGCAGAGAUACAAAGUAUAAAGGACUGUUAAAGACUAUCUCUGAGCAAGUCAUAGUAGAAACAGAGAAAUGACAGUCAUAAAGCCCUCAGAUACUAAAAGCAGCAAAUGUUUCAACAUUAUCAUAAUGCCUUGUAAUUGUGUCUCAACGCUAUCAACAGACCUCCAAGAAAAGAGAACCUGAUACAGAUUACAACAAGAGCAAAGGUUUGUGAUAGGGUUUUGAUGCAUAUGGCAGUGAUAUUCUUUGUGACAGUCAAAUAAAGAUAGUCAUUACAGUGAUAAAGGCAUGUAUGAGAACAUAAAAGACAGUCAUGUCUUGUUGUUAAGUCUCAACCAUGAUACCAAGGGAUCGAUUUGUCAACCAAACUCAGUGUUAGGGCACAAAGGUCUUUAAUAUGUUGAAGCCAGAUUAUUAGAUCAUUGCUCAAAGGCCUUCAAAAAGACAGUCUCAGAAUGCCUGAAGGAAAGCAUACAGAGAAAGGAUGCAAACCUUUAGAACAGUCAAAGGGGUAUGCUAUCAUUAUCACGGUAAUGAAACAUAAAGGUGCAGUGAGCAGGGUUUGACAGACUUUUCAAAAGCACAAUGAAUGAAGUUACAACAAGAACAAAGAAGAACAUUCCAUGGAUUAUUCAGAGUCUUUGACAGUCGAAAAAGCACAAGGUACAGAUUUUAAAGAUAUUGCACAAAGAAGCAUGUUUAUGGUCCCUUUCAAGAAUUUGUAUCCCGUUUGCUCAAAAGGUCAAGGUUUGAAUUCAUGUGAAUAUAAAUUGUUUUCAA